AUGGCUCUCACCAAGCGACUUAUUCUCAACUCGGCGGCUCUUCUGAGGCGAGUCAAUUCCUUCCGCAAAACUUGAUAAAAUACCAAUCGGUUCAGGAGCUCGACGCUUCCGUUGUCGGUCACUUCGGCACGACAGGCCCAUGCUGCCACCAACACCGUCAUCAACUUCGUGCCGCAACAGGAAGCCUGGGUCGUCGAGAGAAUGGGAAAGUUCUACAAAAUUCUAGAACCGGUUGGACUGAUAGUCAUUGAAAUAAAACAAGGUUUUCUGUUUAUAGGGUCUUAACUUCCUUCUGCCAGUCAUAGACAGAAUCAAAUUUGUGCAAAAUCUUCGAGAAAUCGCCAUUGAAAUCCCGGAGCAAGGAGCGAUUACAGUUGACAAUGUGCAGCUGCGACUCGACGGAGUUCUUUAUCUCCGUGUUUUCGAUCCUUACAAAGUGAUGCUCGGGUAAAAGCAAUAAAAUAAUGCUUACUUUUAAAGGCGUCGUACGGUGUCGACGAUCCGGAAUUCGCAGUGACCCAACUGGCGCAAACGACAAUGCGAAGUGAAGUGGGAAAGAUCAGUUUGGACACAGUGUUCAAGGAGAGAGAGCUGCUCAACGAAAACAUCGUGUUCGCUAUCAACAAGGCGUCGGCGCCAUGGGGAAUCCAGUGCAUGAGAUACGAAAUCAGAGACAUGCAUAUGCCGUCAAAGAUUCAGGAGGCGAUGCAGAUGCAAGUGGAAGCGGAACGCAAGAAAAGAGCGGCGAUUCUGGAGUCGGAAGGUAUCCGAGAGGCCGCCAUCAACACGUGAGAAGCUCACUAAGAACUAAAUCGGGGCGGACUGAAUGAAUGCCUUCCUAUUUUCAGAGCCGAAGGACAAAAAAGAUCAGCUAUUUUGGCAUCAGAAGCCAUUCAGACAGAGAGAGUGAACGUGGCACGCGGAGAAGCAGAAGCUGUCCUUCUGAAGGCGGAAUCUCGGGCUAAGGCGAUUGAAAGAAUCGCGGCGGCGUUGGAGAAAGAGGGCGGAAAGAAUGCGGCAGGCCUGACAGUUGCCGAGCAGUACGUGGAUGCUUUCGGAAAUCUCGCGAAGGAAUCGAACACAGUCGUUCUUCCGGCGAAUCUCAGCGAUCCGGGCAGCAUGGUUGCACAAGCGCUCGCCGUUUACGACUCGUUGAGCAACAAGAAGAAGAUCUGA
Messenger RNA from Caenorhabditis sp. 36 PRJEB53466, 1176 nucleotides. The record is from the annotation of a GenBank genome assembly. NCBI's taxonomy places the organism in Eukaryota, Metazoa, Nematoda, Chromadorea, Rhabditida, Rhabditidae.